AUGUAUGAAAACAUGUCCACAAUGGUGUAUUUAAAGGAAGAGAAGUUGGAGAAGCUUACUCAAGAUGAAAUCAUUGCCAAAACGAAGCAAGUGAUUAAUGGACUAGAGGCACUGAAGAAUGAACACAACUCAAUUUUACAGAGCUUACUUGAAACACUGAAAUGUUUGAAGAAAGAUGAUGAAACUAAUCUGGUUGAAGAAAAAUCAAACAUGAUUCGAAAGUCACUGGAAAUGCUGGAGCUUGGCCUUAGUGAAGCACAGGUAAUGAUGGCCUUGUCAAAUCACCUAAAUGCAGUGGAGUCGGAGAAGCAGAAAUUGCGUGCCCAGGUUCGCCGGCUAUGCCAGGAGAAUCAGUGGCUCCGGGAUGAACUCGCCAAUACGCAGCAGAAACUGCAGAAAAGUGAGCAGUCUGUGGCUCAGCUGGAGGAAGAAAAGAAACAUCUAGAAUUCAUGAAUCAAUUAAAAAAAUAUGAUGAUGAUAUUUCACCAUCAGAGGAUAAAGAUACGGAUUCCACCAAAGAGCCUUUGGAUGACUUAUUUCCCAAUGAUGAAGACGACCAAGGACAAGGAAUUCAACAGCAGCACAGCAGUGCAGCAGCUGCGGCCCAACAAGGCGGCUAUGAAAUCCCCGCAAGGUUAAGGACCCUCCAUAACCUCGUUAUUCAGUACGCCUCCCAGGGCAGAUACGAGGUUGCUGUACCUCUGUGCAAACAAGCUCUGGAAGAUCUGGAGAAGACUUCAGGUCAUGAUCAUCCUGAUGUUGCCACUAUGUUGAACAUACUUGCUUUGGUGUACAGAGACCAGAACAAAUACAAAGAUGCAGCAAAUCUCCUGAAUGAUGCCUUGGCUAUCCGUGAAAAGACCUUGGGCAAAGAUCAUCCAGCGGUGGCAGCAACUCUAAACAACCUUGCAGUACUUUAUGGUAAACGAGGAAAGUACAAAGAAGCUGAACCUUUGUGUAAGCGAGCUCUGGAAAUCAGAGAAAAGGUUCUGGGGAAAGAUCACCCUGAUGUUGCCAAACAACUGAAUAACCUGGCUUUACUGUGCCAGAACCAGGGUAAAUAUGAGGAGGUUGAGUACUACUAUCAGAGGGCACUGGAGAUUUACCAAACUAAGCUGGGACCGGAUGAUCCAAACGUUGCAAAGACGAAGAACAACCUGGCAUCCUGCUAUCUAAAACAGGGCAAAUUUAAGCAAGCAGAAACUCUGUACAAAGAGAUUCUUACUCGUGCUCACGAACGGGAAUUUGGCUCUGUAGAUGAUGAAAAUAAGCCAAUUUGGAUGCAUGCAGAAGAGAGGGAAGAAUGCAAAGGAAAGCAAAAAGAUGGCACAUCCUUUGGAGAAUACGGCGGCUGGUACAAAGCUUGCAAAGUUGACAGUCCAACAGUAACAACUACCUUAAAGAACCUUGGGGCACUUUACAGACGACAGGGCAAAUUUGAAGCUGCUGAAACAUUAGAAGAGGCAGCAAUGAGAUCUCGUAAACAGGGUCUUGACAAUGUUCAUAAACAGAGAGUUGCUGAAGUGCUGAAUGACCCUGAGAGCAUAGAGAAACGGCGAAGCCGAGAAAGCCUCAAUGUUGAUGUGGUAAAGUACGAGAGUGGUCCUGACGGAGGCGAGGAAGUGAGUAUGAGCGUAGAGUGGAACGGGGAUGGCACUGGAUCUUUAAAGCGCAGUGGUUCCUUUAGCAAGCUCCGGGCUUCCAUUAGACGCAGCAGCGAGAAGCUGGUUAGGAAGCUGAAGGGAGGAAGCUCACGAGACAGUGACCCAAAGAACCCAGGCAUGAAGCGUGCCAGUUCUCUGAAUGUUCUUAACAUGGGUGGCAAGGCUACUGAAGAUCAUUUUCAAGAACGAAAUAAUUGUCUGACAGACUCGCGGGCUCUGAGCGUCAGUCACACUGAUCUGGCGCAUUGAGGUUCUUGGACAGCAGCUAGCUAAUAUUCCUGGGGGAAUAAGGAAGCACUGAGACCUUCAAAGCUUUGGUUCCUCAUCUUUAUGUAUAGGAACACCUAGUUUGUAGAUUUUGUUGGUUUUUUUCCCAAUGGACUGCUGGUUUUACUUUUCUAAAUAGGGAUGAUUUUAAACACAGCGUUAGUGGGUAUUUUCUUCUAAAGGAGAACUAUAGAGAUCUAUAUUGCUCAUUGCACUGCUCCCAUUCGUGCUACUUACGUUGAUUAAUAGAUCUGAAUAUUACAGCAGCCAAAAAACUGUAAAAAUACAAACACAUUUGAAGCAUACCAAAAUG
This is a messenger RNA of Mesitornis unicolor (brown roatelo), 2245 nucleotides long. It is a transcript of the gene KLC1, whose product is annotated as kinesin light chain 1. The record is from RefSeq and is a predicted model, not a curated record. Gene Ontology annotation, cellular component: cytoplasm; membrane-bounded organelle; kinesin complex. Gene Ontology annotation, molecular function: kinesin binding. Bases 1 to 1914 code for a protein of 637 amino acids. The transcript is spliced from 15 exons. NCBI's taxonomy places the organism in Eukaryota, Metazoa, Chordata, Aves, Mesitornithiformes, Mesitornithidae. Gene Ontology annotation, biological process: axo-dendritic transport.